AUGUCUGAGAUUCGUAACGUCGUUAUCCUUGGGGCGACUGGGUUGGUGGGCAAAGAAAUUGUCAAGGCUCUUGUCGACGAUGGGUCCUUCCAAGUCACAAUUGUCAAACGUAUCGGCGGCAGUUCUUCUCACCCAUUCCCCGAGUCGAGUCGCCUGCGCGAGAUUGGCGAUAUCGACUACACUUCUGUCAGCUCACUGAAGAAGGCAUUCGCUGGCCAGCAUGCCGUCAUUGAGGCUCUCAAUCCCAGCGGCGUUGUGCACCAGGACAAGAUCGUUCAGGCGGCAGUUGAAACCGAGUCGGUACGGCACAUAAUCACACCUGAUUUCAGCGGCGACUAUCUCAAUGAGCAUAUCCAUGAGAUUCGCAUCUAUGAUAGCAAGGUGGAGGCGCAUCAUGUUACCAAGCGCCUGAUCCAGCAGCGAAAGUCCCUGCACUGGACCGCCAUCCUCACUGGAAGUUUCUUCGACUGGGCAAUCGACAAUGGCAUUUUCUGGGUCGACGCAAAGGCAAGACAAGUGACGAUUUUCGGUUCGGGUAACCAGAGCAAUGCUUUGGCAGCCCUUGACGUUGUCGGACGAGCCACGAUACGUGUUUUAAAGGACCCCGAUUCCUACCUAGAUCGACAGGCAUACUUUGCGGAUUAUUUGAUCAGCUGCAAUGAGCUCCUGAAGUUGCUCAAUGAGCUAGAAGACCAAACCUGGACGGCCAAACACGUCAGCUUGGAUGAUUUUUACGAGCAAGGUAAGAAGCUUUGGGACGAAGACACCGCCAAGGGAGUUGAGGAUCGACGUAGUACCACCGCAUAUAUCAUGCUGGGUACCUAUGGAUGCUUCCAUGAAGAAAACCGAUAUUCCACGGAUUACAGUGGUCGUGUUGAAUCGGGAUUUGGAUGGACUCGCGAUCAGUUCGCCCGUGAACUUCUCAAAGCGGUCAAAAGCGCGAGAAAAGAGUAG
Molecule: messenger RNA, 954 nt
Organism: Talaromyces atroroseus
Lineage: Eukaryota; Fungi; Ascomycota; Eurotiomycetes; Eurotiales; Trichocomaceae
Exons: 3
Coding region: 1-954 (317 amino acids)
Source: RefSeq, a predicted model, not a curated record